UAUAAAAAAAUCACCCUUGCAUCCCUAAAAACAAUGGCUAUUUCAAAACUUCCAUCCUUCCAUCACUUCCUCUUCCUCCUCCUCCUCGCGCCCGUCGUCAGUUCAAUUGGCGUUAACUACGGGACUCUCGGUGAUAACCUCCCACCACCAGCAACCGUCGCACAGUUUCUUAAAUCCAAUACCAUUAUAGACCGCGUUCGAAUCUUUGAUUUCAACCCGGAUGUCAUCAAAGCAUUUGCUAAUACCAACAUUCUUGUAUCUGUCACCGUACCCAAUGGUGACAUCCCUUCGCUCACUGACCCGUGGAACGCCCGUAGGUGGGUUGAUACCAACAUCAAACCGUUUUACCCUGCUACUAAGAUCCAUUACAUUUGUGUUGGUACCGAGGUACUGCAUUGGGGUCCACAAAACAUCGUUGACAACCUUGUACCCGCAAUGAGAGUGCUUCACGCAGCACUCCUUAAAGCCGGUAUAAAUGACAUCAAAAUUUCUAGCCCACAUUCACUAAGUAUACUAGCUUCGUCUACCCCACCAAGUAAAGCGUCGUUUAAGUCUGGAUGGGACGUCGGUAAUCUCGCCCCAAUGCUCCGCUUUCACCGUGAAACAAACUCCGGAUUCAUGGUUAACCCGUACACAUACUACGGAUACUCGCACGCACUUGAGAAUUUUUGUCUUUUCAAACCUAAUAAAGGAUUGUUCGAUAAAACCACUAAGAAACGGUACACGAAUCAAUUCGAUCAACUAAUGGACGCGGUGUAUGUGUCCAUGAAGAAGUUGGGUUACCCGGAUGUUGAAAUAAUCAUCGCGGAAACAGGAUGGCCGUCGGGUGGAGACCCACAAAAUCCACACGCGAAUCCUGGAAACGCGGCGGCUUAUAAUGGUGGAGUGAUUAAGAAAGUUACCUCCGGCGUUGGCACGCCUUUGAUGCCCGGACGAAAGUUUGAAACAUAUAUAUUCUCGUUGUUUAAUGAGAACCUAAAAGGCCCAUCGUUGGAUGAGAAGAAUUUUGGGCUGCUUCGACCCGAUUUUACUCAAGUUUAUGACAUUGGUAUUGUACAUGAAUCGCAGUCAAGCCCAUCACCAAUGACACCACCACCAACACCAUCCAUGCCAUCAUCAGGAGUCGGCAAGCGUUGGUGCAUGCCUAAACCUGAUGCCACUGAUGUUGCGCUACAGGCAAACAUAGAUUACAUUUGUAGCAACGGUAUCGAUUGUAGCCCAACCCAGCCUACUGGGCCGUGCUUCCAGCCUAACACCGUACGUGCUCAUGCAUCAUUCCUCAUGAACUCUUAUUACCAAGCCAAAGGUCGUCACGACUUUGACUGUGACUUUGCUCACACUGGAAUGAUAGCAUUUACUGACCCAAGUAAUGGUCCAUGUAAAUAUAUUUCGUAAGCCUAUAGAAUGCACGAUGAUGGAAGUUUGUAGCCAGUUGGAUCUAGAGGUGAAAAGUUAAGUUCUCUUGUUGGUCAGCUUGCUGGAAUAUUUAAUCUACUGAUUAUGAUGUAAUAUCUAAAAUGAUGUAUCACAUGUAUGGUUGCUGCAUUAUGUAGCCAUUGUUUGCUA
Molecule: messenger RNA, 1566 nt
Organism: Erigeron canadensis
Lineage: Eukaryota; Viridiplantae; Streptophyta; Magnoliopsida; Asterales; Asteraceae
Product: glucan endo-1,3-beta-glucosidase-like
Exons: 5
Coding region: 34-1395 (453 amino acids)
Biological process (GO): carbohydrate metabolic process
Cellular component (GO): plasma membrane
Molecular function (GO): hydrolase activity, hydrolyzing O-glycosyl compounds
Source: RefSeq, a predicted model, not a curated record